This is a messenger RNA of Vavraia culicis subsp. floridensis, 472 nucleotides long. RefSeq lists its product as uncharacterized. Gene Ontology annotation, molecular function: DNA binding; protein heterodimerization activity; structural constituent of chromatin. The transcript has a single exon. The record is from RefSeq and is a predicted model, not a curated record. Lineage: Eukaryota; Fungi; Microsporidia; Pleistophoridae. Gene Ontology annotation, cellular component: nucleosome. The annotation marks the transcript as partial.
AAUGGCACGAACCGUACGACCAUCCCGUCCAAAAUCACAGAGCCCUAUAAAAAAAGUACGCAAGCCUAUUGAAAGCAAGGUGGCGCGCAAGAAAUCUCUAAGCAUAAAAACACCCACAGUAAAGCAAUUGCCCAUCAAAAAGCCGUCUAAGCUGCGCUAUCAUGUGGAGAAGGAAAUAAAGUACUAUCGGCAGUCGAUAACACACCUUGUGCCCAAGGCGUGUUUUAUUAGAAUGCUAAAGACGAUGGUUCUCAAGAUGGACACACAGAUGCGGUUUACGAAGGAUGCGCUUGAUAUGUUGCAGGACGCGUAUGAGAGCUACAUUGUUGCAAAUAUGGAGACAUCUUAUCUUGCAACUGUGCAUGCCAAGCGUGUUACGCUCAAGUCUGUUGAUAUUAAUCUGGUGAAGAGAAUUAAGGAUAGACAGUUGUUUUAGGUGCUGAGCAAUAAAAUUAAAUGGUUUGUAUCACAA